AAGGAACUAGUGAAUUAGAUCCAGUAAGGGGGUUUAGGAGAAGUUGGUCUUUGACCAAGGCUAGAAUUUCUUCGCAGUGACGGCGUCCGUGUUCUAAGGAGGACCAUGUCAUUAGACUUUGGCAGCAUGGCGCUACCGACACAGAAUGAAGACGAAGAAUAUGACAAAGAAGACUAUGAGAGGGAGAAAGAGUUGCAGCAGCUUCUCACAGACCUUCCUCAUGAUAUGCUGGACGAUGACGACCUCUCCUCCCCCGACCUCCACUAUUUGGACUGCAGCGAGGAUGACGCAGAGGAAGAACCGCACCAUCCUGAGCAAUCGGAGAGGAACUGGCAUGAACAUCAAGUGCUGCCCAAAUCUCAAAGUGACUAUACAGAAAUUCAGGGUUUCUUCAUUGGAGAAAAAUGUAAUGGCUGGGAAGAAAAUCCGAGAAAAACUGAAGACCGACACGCUGGGUACCAUCCUGAAGAAGGUGGAGAUGAAGGCGGAAGUGGCUACAGUCCUCCCAGUAAAUGUGAACAGACUGAUUUGUAUCACCUUCCCGAAAACUUUAGACCAUACACCAAUGGUCAGAAGCAGGAAUUUAACAGCCAACCGACCAAUGUAAUUAAAUUUUCAGAUCCCCAGAGGAACCAUUUUCAGCCAUUUGGUUCAUCACAAGGUCCCAGUUGUCAAGCUUUGGAAUCAUAUAAAGUGACAUAUAAACCUUAUCAGCCUUCUGCCCAGAAUAACGGUGCACCUGCCCAGGAGAUAGCAGGAAGUGACACAUUCGAAGGCCUGCAGCAACAAUUUUUAGGAGCUAAUGAAGCAGAUUCUGCAGAAAACAUGAAAAUUAUUCAACUUCAGAUUCUUAACAAAGCAAAAGAGAGACAACUAGAAAAGUUUGUUGAAAAGUUAAAUGAAAGUGAACGUCAAGUUCGGUAUCUGAAUCACCAGCUUCUGAUGAUCAAAGAUGAAAAGAAUGGUUUGACCCUCAGCCUUCGAGAAUCACAGAAACUCUUUCAGAAUGGAAAAGAAAGAGAGAUGCAACUUGAGGCCCAAAUACAAGCACUAGAGGCCCAAAUACAAGCUUUAAAAGUCAAUGAAGAACAGAUAAUCAAGAAGUGCAGAACCACUGAGAUGGCUCUGGAAAGCCUGAAGCAGCAACUGGUGGACCUUCAUCAUUCUGAGUCACUUCAACGAGCUAGAGAGCAGCAUGAGAGCAUUGUGACGGGGCUCACCAAAAAGUAUGAAGAGCAAGUACUGUCCUUGCAAAAGAAUUUGGAUGCUACGAUGACUGCACUGAAAGAACAGGAAGACACUUGCUCUCAUUUGAAAGAUCAUGUGAAACAGCUGGAAAGGAAUCAUGAAGCAGUCAAGUUAGAAAAGACUGAGAUCAUUAACAGGUUGACCAGAAGCCUAGAGGAGGCUCAAAAGCAGUGUGCCCACUUGUUACAGUCCGGCUCAGUCCAAGAGGUGGCCCAGCUCCAGCUCCAGCUGCAGCAAGCACAGAAGGCACAUGCCAUGAGCGAAAACAUGAACCAGGCUUUGCACGAAGAACUAACUGAACUCAAAGAUGAAAUUUCUCUCUAUGAAUCUGCUGCAAAACUAGGAGUACUUCCAAGCAACUCAGAGGGAGAAUUAAAUGUUGAACUCUCUGAAUCCUAUGUGGAUUUAGGUAUCAAAAAAGGCAACUGGAAAAAAUCCAAAGUUAACAGCAUUGUUCAGCCAGAAGACCCGAAUCAAGAGCUUUCAAAUGAUGAGUUCAUUCUGAAGUUGAAAACAGAAAUGCAGCGUUUGCUGAGUAGCAACUCAAUAAAGCGUCACCUGGUGUCUCAGUUGCAAAAUGAUCUCAAAGACUGUCGUAAGAAAAUUGAAGAUCUCCAGCAAGGGAAGAAGGAUGAAAAAAGCACGGAGGUUGAGACUAAAACAGAGACCUCAGAACAACCAACUAAUCAGCUACUGCCUGACUCUUCAACUUCACACAUGAUUGCAGACAUACUGCAGCUUAAAAAUGAAAUUCAGGUUUUGCAGCAACAAAAUCAGGAACUUAAAGAAACUGAAGAAAAACUGAGAAAUACAAAUCAAGACUUAUGUAAUCAAAUGAGACAAAUGGUACAGGAUUUUGACCGUGAUAAAAAAGAAGCUGUGGACAGGUGUGAGAGGACUUACCAACAGCACCAUGAAGCCAUGAAAGCCCAAAUACGUGAAAGUCUAUUGGCGAAGCACGCUUUGGACAAACAGCAGCUCAUUGAGACUUAUGAGAGGACUCACUUGCAACUUAGGUCUGACUUAGAUAAGAUGAAUAAGGAGGUGGCUGCUGUGCAGGAAUGCUACCUGGAAGUGUGCAGAGAGAAGGAUAAUCUAGAAUCGACUCUCAGGAAGACCUUGGAAAAGGAGCAGCAGGCUCAGGAGAAGAUCAAACAAAACCUCAUUCAACAGCUUGAAAAGGAGUGGCAGUCGAAGCUGGAUCAAACUAUAAAGGAGAUGAAAAAGAAGACCUCAGAUUGUGGCAGCCAGACGGACCAAGUAACCACCACUGAUGUUAUUUCCAAGAAAGAGAUGGCAGUCAUGAUGGAAGAGGAGAAGCAAAAGAUCCAGCAAAACUUAGAACAAGAGAAGGAAAUAGCUAUCAAAGAGGCUUUGAAGCAACUUGAAACUGAAUUGGAACUUAAAUAUUGUGAAAAUAUCGCCAAACAGGUAGAAGUAGCCGUGCGGAACGCCCGGCAUCGAUGGCUGGAAGAGCUGCCUGACCUCGCAGAGUAUCAGGCACUAGUGAGAGCGGAACAGAAGAAGUGGGAGGAGCAGCAGGAGGCCUCUGUGGCCAAGCGGAUAUUGUUUGCUGUUUCUGAAGCUAAAGAGAAAUGGAAAAGUGAGCUUGAAAAUAUGAAGAAAAAUGUAAUACCUGGAAAGGAAUUGGAAGAGAAGAUUCAGUCUCUUCAGAGGGAACUGGAGUUAAAGAAUGAGGAGGUCCCUGUGGUCAUCAGGGCUGAGCUGGCUAAGGCUUGGAGUGAAUGGAACAAAGAAAAGCAAGAAGAAAUCCACAAAAUUCAAGAACAAAAUGAGCAAGAUUACCGGCAAUUUCUAGAUGAUCAUCGAAACAAAAUUAAUGAGGUGCUUGCGACAGCUAAAGAAGACUUUAUGAAACAAAAAACUGAACUGCUUCACCAGAAGGAGACAGAAUUACAGACAUGUCUAGACCAGAGUCGUAGAGAGUGGACUAUGCAGGAAGCUAAGAGGAUCCAACUGGAAAUCUGUCAGUAUGAGGAAGACAUCCUCACAAUCCUUGGGUUUCUCUUAUGGGAUGUCCCAAAGGAGCACAUCACUGGUUUGGGGGACAAACAGCUUUUGGAAAUGGUGUCGAUUUGUUCUUCAAAAUGGGUGUCUGUCCAAUAUUUUGAAAAACUAAAGGCCUGCAUUCAGAAGGCAUUUCAAGAUAUCCUUUAUCUACUUAUAGAAAAUGCUGACUCAGAUAGGGAAAAGAGAUUGGCCAAGAUCUCUAAGGAUCCUGCCAGCCAGGCCACUGGCAGAGGAGACUCUGGAGCCCUGACAUCCCUUCCUGCAGCACCCACUUCUGGACACCAUGCUCAGCCCUUGGUCUCGCAAGAAAUAGAAGCCAAAGCUGAUAAGAAAAAGAUCCUUGAAAUUAAAGAUUUAUGCUGUGGACACUGCUUCCAAGAACUUGAAAUGGCAAAGCAGGAAUGUCAAGAUCUGAAAAGAAAACUGGAGAGAUGCUGUAGGCAUCUUCAGCACUUAGAAAGGAAGCACAAGGCUGUAGUGGAAAAGAUUGGAGAAGAGAAUAGUAAAGUUGUUGAAGAAUUAAUAGAAGAAAACAAUGACAUGAAGAAUAAAUUGGAAGAACUGAGAACACUUUGUAAAACACCACCCAGGUCAUUGUCAGAAGGAGCCAUUGAAAAUGCUUGCCUGCCAUGCAGUGGGGAGGCCUUGGAAGAACUUCGUGGGCAGUAUAUUAAAGCUGUAAAAAGAAUUAAGCGUGACAUGCUUCGUUACAUUCAAGAGAGUAAGGAAAGGGCUGCAGAAAUGGUAAAAGCAGAGGUGUUGCGAGAACGUGAAGAAACUGCCCGAAAGAUGCGCAAAUAUUAUUUGAUCUGCCUCCAACAGAUUUUGCAAGAUAGUGGAAAAGAAGAAGGGGCCGAGAAAAAGAUUAUAAAUGCUGCUAGCAAACUUGCCACAAUGGCAAAAUUGCUGGAGACACCUAUUUCUAAAGGAUCCCAGAGCAAAACUACACAAUCAGUAGCACUGCCCCUGACUUCAGAGAUGCUGGCUGGAGUUGAAAAAUCAAAAAGAAAUGAUACGAAUCAGAAUAUACCACGUUACACUGAAGGCAAAUCAAGCAGUGCAAAAACUGUCCCCGGAAGCCCGUGCGAACAAGUUCCUAAGCGGAAGUCUGUUCGUAACUUACGAAGGCUGGUGGAGAAUGCAGAGUAUGGGGACGCAAAGCAUGUGGGUUCCAAAAAGUCCCAGUCUGACUUUCAGUUUGGGGAUAGUAGUUGCAAGCACCUAAACAUUUUGCCUAGGAAUAUUUCUUCUGAGUUUUUUCCUUGCCAAGGUGAAGGAAGCUUUGGUUUACACAAGAAGAAAGACCUAGUGAGUGAUCCUGGUUCUGAGUCACUUCUUCAUUCAGCGGCAUACCCCUUUCUUGGGACUGUUGGAAAUAAAACCUCACCUGGAUGUAACCUGGGUCUUUCUGAGUCAGGAUCCACACAUAUAACCUCUCAAGAUCCUAAUGAGAGACCUGGUUUAAAAGUAUAUCCAUGUGAUCCACAAAUGGAAAGAGAAAACACCACAUCUGAGAAAAGUCAAGGUUUGGGUGUUCAGGAAACUCCAGUAAAGGAUGGAGGGGACCUUAGUGACUCCCUGGGCUGGCCUUCCAGCAAUGCGACUCUACCCUGUGACAGUCAUGACGCGUCAUUUGUGCAUGGUAGGCCACAAGGACCCCUGGACAUACUAGGUGACUCUGUUGAUUUCAAACAGUUUGCAGUAACCAGUUGUGUUUCGGAUACAGAGAAAAAUAAUAUGAAUUGUCAAACGAUGAAAUGUCAGCGUGAUCAAACUCCAAAUCUAUUAGAGGGAAUCACUAAUUCCCAGCCAGGGAAGAUCAGUGCAACGCUUGGACACUCACCUCAUCAUAAGACAAAUACGUUAAAGUCAGAUUUCAAAAAACUGAACAGUGCGGUGCCAUCUUCAGUGUGUCUGCAGUCUUCAAGAAAGUUGAUUGCUCCCCUACCUAGUCAACAAGAUAGUGGCUUCGAUAGCCCUUUUGUCAAUCUGGGUUAAUUGUUGUACAGUGUUUAUGAAGAAUCAUUAAUAUAUAGACGUGAAAACUGGAAGGGAAGACUUCAUACUGAAAUUAUGGGUUCUGCCUAUUUUGAGAUGUUUUAAUAACAUCUAUCAUAUGAGUAAAGUAUUCUCAUGAAAUUAC
Molecule: messenger RNA, 5422 nt
Organism: Otolemur garnettii (small-eared galago)
Lineage: Eukaryota; Metazoa; Chordata; Mammalia; Primates; Galagidae
Gene: CEP152
Product: centrosomal protein 152
Exons: 27
Coding region: 106-5277 (1723 amino acids)
Biological process (GO): centriole replication
Cellular component (GO): centrosome
Source: RefSeq, a predicted model, not a curated record